Messenger RNA from Chenopodium quinoa (quinoa), 870 nucleotides. RefSeq names its product zinc finger BED domain-containing protein RICESLEEPER 1-like. Gene Ontology annotation, molecular function: protein dimerization activity; DNA binding. Lineage: Eukaryota; Viridiplantae; Streptophyta; Magnoliopsida; Caryophyllales; Amaranthaceae. Bases 36 to 803 code for a protein of 255 amino acids. The transcript has 2 exons. The record is from RefSeq and is a predicted model, not a curated record.
AACAAGAUAUUCCUACUAGAUGGAAUUCAACUUACAUGAUGCUUGAUUGUGCUUUGUAUUUUAAAAAAGCUUUAAUUCACUUUCAAAAAGUUGAUGCCAAUUAUGUACAUUGUCCUUCUGUUGAAGAAUGGGGUAGAGUUGAAAAAAUAUGCAAGUUUUUGAAACUUUUUCAUGAUGUCACACUUGCCUUUUCUAGGACCAAAUAUCCAACUUCCAAUCUCUACUUUCAUAGAGUCUUACAAGUUAGGUUGUUGUUACAAAAUGAAAUGAAAAGUUCAGAUCUUUUUAUGCAAAAAAUGGCUUGUAAAAUGUAUGAGAAAUUUGGAAAGUAUUGGUCAGAAUUUAGUACAUUUAUGGUUGUUGCUGUGGUGUUGGAUCCACGAUAUAAGUUGCAAUGUGUCAAUUGGGGUUACAUGAGGAUAUAUGGUCAGCAUAGUGUUGAAUACGAGCUUGAGUUUUCUAAGGUUAAGGAUGCUUUACGGAGGUUGUACGAGGCUUAUGCAUCCAGUCAUUCUUCAUCAAGCAAUGUUAUUCCCACUGCUAAUGCUUCCAAUGCUAAUGAAGCUUCCGAUGAUUUUAUGAUGGAUUUUGAUAGUUUUUCUAUGGAGCAAUCAAAUGUGUCAAUCAAAUCUGAAGUUGAUAUGUAUUAUGAGGAGCCACUUAUCCCCCGAGGCACCAACCUUGAUAUUUUGUCUUAUUGGAGAACUUGCUCGGUCCGGUAUCCUAUAUUAGCUAAAAUUGCUAGGGAUGUUCUUGUUGUCCCCGUAUCAACUGUGGCCUCCGAAUCAGCUUUUAGUACUUGAAGUCGAGUGCUUGAUUGUUAUAGAAGUGCUUUAAAAUCAGAAACAGUGGAGGCUAUAAUUUGCUUAA